Messenger RNA from Dendroctonus ponderosae (mountain pine beetle), 1328 nucleotides. It is a transcript of the gene Fen1, whose product is annotated as flap endonuclease 1. NCBI's taxonomy places the organism in Eukaryota, Metazoa, Arthropoda, Insecta, Coleoptera, Curculionidae. The transcript has 6 exons. Gene Ontology annotation, molecular function: RNA-DNA hybrid ribonuclease activity; DNA binding; magnesium ion binding. Bases 116 to 1258 code for a protein of 380 amino acids. Gene Ontology annotation, cellular component: nucleus. The record is from RefSeq and is a predicted model, not a curated record.
CUUCAAGCUUCAAGUUAAAUUGCCGCUAUUUUCCAAUAGUAAACAAACCAGCAACGCACAUGCAGCCCUAAUUUUCGAAAUUCCACACUGAUCACUUGACUUAAACUGGGUCGAAAUGGGAAUUUUGAAUCUAACUAAAUUCCUAGCCGACGUGGCGCCGCAUUGUAUCAAAGAAACGGACAUUAAAUCAUACUUCGGGCGCAAGGUGGCCAUCGAUGCCUCCAUGUCCCUGUACCAGUUUCUGAUCGCCGUUAGAUCAGAAGGAGCUCAACUGACCACAGCCGAUGGGGAGCCCACGUCGCACUUGGUGGGCACCUUCUACAGAACCAUCAGAUUGUUGGAGCAUGGCAUCAAGCCCGUGUAUGUUUUCGAUGGGAAGCCGCCCGAAAUGAAAGGGGGCGAACUGAACAAGCGCAUGGAGAAACGGGCGGAGGCCCAAAAGGCCCUAGAUAAAGCCAUGGAGGCCGGAGACCAGGCUGAAGUGGACAAAUUUAACCGGCGGCUAGUGAAAGUUACGCGACAUCAUGCUGACGAGGCCAAGGAGCUGCUGAGGCUGAUGGGAGUGCCCUACAUUGAAGCCCCUUGCGAAGCUGAGGCUCAAUGCGCUGCAAUGGUGAAAGCAGGAAAAAUCUACGCCACAGCCACUGAAGACAUGGACGCUUUGACUUUCGGGUCCGACAUCGUGCUGCGCCAUUUAACAUUCAGUGAGGCCCGCAAGAUGCCCAUUCAGGAGAUUCACCUGAAAAUCGUUCUGCAAGAGCUGAAUCUCAGCCAGACCGAGUUCAUAGACUUCUGCAUCCUGAUGGGCUGCGACUACACGGACUCCAUCCGGGGAAUCGGGCCGAAAAAGUCAAUCGAACUGAUCAAGAACCAUCGCAGCAUUGAAAAAAUCCUGGAAAACAUCGACAAAUCGAAAUAUCCACCACCGGAGGACUGGAACUACGAGGGCGCCAGGGGGCUGUUUGUCAAACCCGAAAUCUCCGAUCCGGAUUCCAUUGAGCUCAAAUGGGGCGAGCCGGAUGAAGAGGGCAUGGUGAAGUUUUUAUGCGGCCAUCGGCAGUUCAGUGAAGACCGGGUUCGAAAUGGAAUCAAGAAACUGCAAAAGGCCCGCGGUACCAGCACGCAGGCCCGGCUGGAUGGCUUUUUUACAGUGCUUGGCACCACUCCGGCCAAGAGGAAAGCUGACGACAAGAAGAACACGCCGAACAAACGAGGCAAAUUGGGGGGCGCUGGCAAGGGACGGGGCCGGCCUAAAUAGACUCGCUUUCACAGAACUGAUCUCGUUACUUUUUUACUUUGCUUUGAUAUUUAUAAAUAUAUGCGAAUUU